Messenger RNA from Symbiodinium natans, 1122 nucleotides. The record is from the annotation of a GenBank genome assembly. NCBI's taxonomy places the organism in Eukaryota, Dinophyceae, Suessiales, Symbiodiniaceae.
AUGUCAUCACAGUUCUUGGAACCAGGGCUUCUAAGCAUAAAGUCGAGGGUCUGGAACUCCACAGAUGUGAAUGCAACUCAAAGCUGCUCUUUCAGCGUCGGCUCUGCAGAAGUGGAAUCUGAGCGCGUGCCUGAUCAGGCGCUUCCGUUGACUCCGGACCCGACGCCCCUUGAGGAGGAGCAACGCCUGGAUGAAGUCUUCGGGGGCAAGAGGCAGCUUGAUCGAUUUCGCGCAAGCUUUGUCUUUGCAGAGUUUGACUCAACCUACGGCCCUGUGGGCCUUUCACCUCUGGAGCGUGAAAGGCGCCUGGAGGUGGGCGACUUCCUUCGGCUCAUGGCUGCUGGAGCAACGGCAUCGCUUAUCAGGGCUUUGCUCUUCCUGCCCAUUCAGAACGUGAAGGUACGCAUGCAGACGAACCCCGACCUCGGUGGUGGCGACCUCGGCGCUGCUGUAAAGGAGAUCGCGGCGACACAGCCGGCGGUUUCGUUCUACAAAGCUGUGGAUGUGGUUGCCAUCUACGCCGUCGUUUUCGGCUUCUUUAGCUUCGGAGUCAAGGAGUUCCUGUCCAGGGAGCUGGUGAUACAGUUCCCUGGUCUCAACGAGUUGCUGGCUAUCAUUGCCGCUUCCGUGGCCAGCGUCUUCAUCACCAUGUUGGCUGGAGCACCUUGGGAGGUCUUGACCACUCAAGUCAUGGCCGGCAAAGAAGGUCCCCAGGGCCGCUUCUUUGGUCUCUCAUUGCUCUGGGAGAAGGUGCAGGCGAACCCAUGGAAGGCUGCUGUAGAGCUUUACGAGGAGUACUGGCUGCUUAGUGGAAAGGAGCUGGCCUUCGUGGUGACCAAAUUCUUGGUUUUCGACUCGCUGCGUGAAACCAUACUCUUCGUCGUGCCGGCUUUUGCUGAGGCUCAGUCCCUGGUCGUCGCAUGCGGCUGCGGAGCCGUGGCUGGUGCCUUGGGGGCCAUCACUUCGCAUCCUAUCGACACUCUCUUUGCCCUGCGGACAACUGGAGGAGCAGGCGACGAAAUUCCCAGCCUGGACAAGCUUUUUCGCGGUGUUGGGGCGCGAGUUCUGAUUUACUCGCCGGGUAUUGCGUUGACAUUUCUGGUGUCCUCAGGCUGCAUGUAG